Messenger RNA from Arctia plantaginis, 2133 nucleotides. The record is from the annotation of a GenBank genome assembly. NCBI's taxonomy places the organism in Eukaryota, Metazoa, Arthropoda, Insecta, Lepidoptera, Erebidae.
AUGAUGGAUCAUAUACGGCAAUUUGACUGGUGCACAUCAACAACAUCAGGACCAUUUUUCAUAGAAGAAUCUGUAUUAGAUAACUGCAAUACAGAGAAGAUUAUAACGAACAGAUUCGUUGACCCUCUUGCAUCAAGUGAUGAUGAGGAACAUCCGCCUAAUGUUAUUGACUGGGAUAAUGUAUUUAAAAAUAAAGAUUCCAAGCAAACCCCAAAAAUGUUUGUACCUGGCCUGCGUCCUGUGGCCCAAUAUCCUAAAUUAUCUGCGCUCACGGCAGCGCAGCACCAUAAAGGUUUGAAAGUGCUCUGUGCCAUGUACCCAAAUAUACUAGAGGAGAUGCAAAUUCUCAGGCCUACACAAAUGGGCAGAAGAAAUUUUGAGGUUUUAAACGAAGUGUAUGAGAAGGAACAAAAAGAAUACAUAGAAUGGGCUAAAUCUCUAUGGGUUAGCGCCCACUGCGUUCGUGCAUUACGACCCAAGCCAGCUAUCGAAACGAUAUACGAAGCUGAGUUCAAAGUUAGAGCGCAUCGGUUAAGUGGGUACCCACAACGGUUUGAUAUGGCAGCACAGAUCCCACUGGCAUGUACAAAGCCUCAUCAAUAUGAGGCAACACUGAAGGAAACUUUAAUCGACGUACAUGUGAGAGAUCUGCCCCACGUCAGCUUACCACAGCCGAUAGUAAAACUCACUUCUAUCAUCAAACCAUGUACAGUUCCUGAGCCGUGCCACAAACACCCGUACCCAUUCAUAUUACCAACUGAAACCAGUGUGUCAAUACUGCCAAUUAUGGAACUGCACAGAGAACUGGCUCAAUAUGCAGCUGCCAAUGGCUCUAAAUUCAUCGCCAGUGAAAAUGCUCUGCGAUGCCUCAUGGAAUUCAACAGGCACUGGUCCAUACCAGUGACCGUAUGUAGUGUUUUUAAUCAUGAAGGUGAAAGGUGCAACGUCAUAGUUUUGGACAGCGAGUUCACGAUAAACAAGGAGCCAGCCACCAUCAGGACAUUCAAAGCGUUUAGACAUCUUCUAGAACAUACACUAAUACCGUCAUCAGAGGUAGAGAAAGCAAUAGAGAAAAUGAAGAACAAUAAACAGAAAGAGCCCAAAAAGAAAAAGCACGCUACUCCUUUUGAAGAGAUGGAUGUAGAACCCGAAUUGUCCAGUGACGAGGAGCCUUUGGGCUUGUGUAUUAUGGAAGAUUAUGAUGUCGAUAAUGCACCAAAUUCUGAAAAAUCCGACACCACACCAGCAGGUAAAACGGAUCAGGAUUAUUACGAAGAACACACAGACAGUCCUUCACACAAGAACAAAGCUAUGGCUAACGGCGAUGUAUCGCUAGAAGACAUCAACGAUAUCAUCGGAGUGUAUAACUGCACUUGUUCAGAUACAAUGUACGAGAUACCGCCGCGUCGCUCGUUCAAGAAAUGGCAAAUCACGAACAACACUACGCAAGAGAGUGUGGACUUCAUCGUACAUUGUUCACAUAAAGCCAGACAAAAUUUUUCCGAGCUGAUACUGGAACCAGUGCCGGAGUACCAGUUGGAGUUGGGAGCCAGCGAACAGUCUCCCGACAGGAUUAGAAGUUUGGCUCUCUCGCUCAUGUUGAGGAAGAAUGCUUCAGUCUUGACAGCUCGCGUGGACGCGUGCAGCGGCGACCUGGUGACGCUGGAGAGGGCGGAGGCGGGGCAGCUGCGCGCCGAGCAGGGCCCGCGCUGGCGGCAGGCGCUCAACGCGCUCCACACCACGCUCAGCGAGCUGCAGGGGCUCGUGCCCGGACACUACGUGCUCAAGCACGAGCCAAGUCAUUUCGACAACGCGUUCCUGUACGUGUCGCGUCCUCACAGCAUCUCCUGCGACCUGCAGCUACAGUUCGACAGCUCGCAGCUUAUCGAACCGGACGAGGCCAAGAUGGCCAAGACUGCACCCACCCUCACACCCGUGUUACUGCCAUACCACAAGUACCGCAACAUCCUCCCAUGCGCCUUCUCCCCCUUCGAGUCCCACUUGCAGAAGGACGCCAAGAAGCCCCCCGCCAAGCAGAAGACCCCGCCGCAAGCCCUCAAGAACGAAGCGGAGCAAGAGAACGGGCGGUCUAAGUGGCCACGGCGGCAUAAACGAAAGAAGAAUAAGAAGUGA